This is a messenger RNA of Frieseomelitta varia, 3483 nucleotides long. RefSeq lists its product as uncharacterized. Bases 583 to 3291 code for a protein of 902 amino acids. The transcript has a single exon. NCBI's taxonomy places the organism in Eukaryota, Metazoa, Arthropoda, Insecta, Hymenoptera, Apidae. The record is from RefSeq and is a predicted model, not a curated record.
UAUUGUUCGCGUCUUAACGAACUGUCGUCGUUAGACGCGAUUCCGUGCAAUAUCACAGCGUUCCUUCAUGCUUCAGUUGUCACAAAUCAACGAGCGGCUCUGUGCAAUUCAAGUGAAACUCGACAUUUCUUUCCGAUGUUAUGCAAAAAUCCAUCCCCGCCAGCUAAAGUUUCGUUUAACGACGCUCGAGCGCGACACCGGUCGCGCAGUCCUCGCGGGAUCCUCGCGAUACCUUCAACUACGAAACCGUCAUUCGCGUCAUUUCAUAAAACUUCCUCUUCGACACAAAUUUCAUUUCGUAAAUUACACUGCUACUCAACUAUCGAUCACCGCCGAAAUAUUUCGUCGAAAAUCGCUCUGAUAUUUAUUUAAAAAAUUGAUUUGAGAUUAAGAAAAAAAAGUCGUGUUCGUCGGUGAAGUUACAGUUAUGCGACAACUAACCAAAUCGAUGACGAUCCGAGGAAUACGCGAUUGAAGAUAGAGAUGCUCGGUACCUCGUUGCCAUUCGGUGCGUAAAGUGUAACUUCCAAAUAGAAAGUGCAGAGAGAGAGAGAGACAGAGAGAGAGAGAGAGUGUAGAACAAUGAAGCUUAGGACAUUUCACCUCCUAUGUUACUUGUGCUUGGUGUGCACUUUCGUUCAGUCGAGGAACAACCGAAAAAGUCAGUUCACUUUGUCCAACUCUGUUUCGGAAGAGUCGACGGAACUUUUCAACGCAAACAAUUUACGGGACAAACGAGCGUUAGGACUGAUUCUCUCAGGCCUGGCGCAGGUAUUCGGCUACACUGUAGAUCCUGUGCAAAUAGCCUCGUUGCCCAACCCUAAUUCAGAGGCAAGAGUCACCAACAAUACUAUCGAGUCCAAUGGAUCGACUACUUCAGCUGCCAGACAACGAGAAACGAUCAGAUUCACCGGCGUGGUCAAUCUCGGCAAUGGAACAGACGUGCUAACUCAGUUGCAACAAUACGAAAACAUUUUCCACGGAGGAAAUGGUAGUUCAUCUUCCACGAGCUCUCCGCCACAGUUUGAUCCAAGAACGCAAACCCCUGUUCAACCACAACCAUUCUUGAUCAAGAGACUCCCUCUACCGUUUAUGUCAGAGCCUCCCUUACCGACUAUACCUCAACCCCCUCUUCCUGAGAUUCCGUCGCAAUUUAUUAAUCUGUCCUAUCCUGAAUCGUACGUCGUUCCAACGCGCAACGAUCAAGACACCGCGUACAAAAGUAAGAACGCGACCGUGAAAGAUCAAUCGCCGAUAGUAGGUCGUCUUCCAACUACGCCUGCCCCUUCUACCCAAGAUCCAGGAUGGAAGCAAGAGUACGAGGACAGACUCGCGAAACUGGAGCGAAAGCAGGAGGAACACGCGAAGAGAUUGAUGGAGCAAGAACGGUACAGGAACGGUCAGAAGAAUGAUAAUAAUGACGAUGGUGGUUCAAAGAAGGAAAUAAAUCAUAGAGGUCAAGAUUCUGGAUGUAAAGGUGACCGAGAAGAAAGUGACGAGGAGAAACAGUCGGGGGAGGAAGAUCAAUCGAGAGAGAGUUAUGAAAGUGGCGAGAAGAUUAUUACGAGUGACAAGGAGAGCGAAGAUGUAAGGUAUAGAGAUUACAAGAACGAUGACAUUUAUAAAGGGAACAGGCCUCAGACCAAUGAAAAUUAUACUAGUAUAAUACAGUACAGCAGUGAACCACUGCCUUUGAGCGAGGACGACGAACAACGGAGACCCGAAGACCUUCGUAAUAGUUAUGGAGAGCCAUUGUUUAAUGGGCAGCUAUUUGUCGAUGGGUUUGCGAAUUUCUUUGGGAAAUUGAAGCAACCUUUAAGCGAUAUUUAUAGUUCAUUGGCGCCUCCCGAGUCGAAGGAAGAGAUGUCGGAGGAAGAAGUAGAUUUACGUGACGAAGAGAAAAGUGACGAGAGGAGCAGAGAUAAGGACGACGUUCCAGCAAGAAAUAAGUACGAAGAAUACACUUUGGAAGGGGAUACAAGUAACAGAGGGGACAACGAGAUGAAAUCUAAAGAAAGUAACGUGGAAUCGCCAAUGAAAAUUUUCAACAACGGAUCGAACGACGAAAGUCGAUCUCCCUUCGAAAAUCGAGAGACGACGGAUGAGGUGGAUUUUAGUAAAUUCAUGCCUCUGAUCGUUCCUGUUCGGUAUCUGACUGCUCCCGAGGAAUCAAGAAGGACGCAAUUGAAAUCAUCGGCGAGUGAAAAACCAGAGAAGAAUAAUAUGCCAAGAGCGGAAGUUUCGAAAAAAGUUUCGUCUAAAGAAUCGAAGCGACCGAAGAAGGAAAAUUUGAAGCCAGUGGCGGGCCUUCUAGAAAGGAGAACGCCGAAGAAACUUCACGAGAGUGAACAAAAAGAAAUGCAGUUGUGGCCACCGCCGUUCGAUUUCGUUUUCGACGGUACAAUUCAUACCAACGUCGUUUCAGAAAAUUCGAACAAUGAUGACAAUAUCAAUGUUUCUAAUGGCCGAGGAAACAGUAGGGAAUCUGAAUCUUCCGAUAGAAUGGAGGAUAAAAGUCGUGAGAAGGAAAGAAAUCAAGCAACACUUGACAAUUCAACUCAGAAGCCUUACGAUUAUCCUGAGAAUAUUUAUUAUCAAAAUUUUAAGGAAGAAUCCGGAUAUGGAACAGUACCUGAGGGACAAACAAUGGAGAAUAGAACUACAGAAAAAUCGAAUAGAACAAGUUUUGAAAUAGAGUCUGAUCACGAUGAUAAUAACAGAAAAGAAGUACCAGAUUUUUCGGAACGUUACAAGUACAUUUCGUAUAAUAAUUAUGGAAUCGCGAAACGACCAAACAUCGGAAUAGAAAAUUUUCCAAAGUUGCAGGAUUCUAAAAAUCUUGAAUCCUCGAAACGCAGUAUUGAAAGAAACGAACAACCUUUGGAAAGUAAACAGCAGUUGAAUGUUAAAAAUCGUAUAAUGCAAGAUAUUCCAGUUUCUCAACGCAAGUUCCAAUCUACGAUGUUUUUUUACCCUAUGGAGAAUUAUAAUUUAUUCAAUUUUGAUGGAGAUGUUUAUGACCUCAAUUAUGGGAGGAGAAACGAGAGAUUGUCCGGGAUAUCUGAGGGUGACAAAAACGUUGAACACGAAGAAAGAGAUAGCUUGACCAUGCCGCAGCAGAACGUGUAUCACUAUGACGAAAGUUUAACGAAAAUCGCCAAUGAACCGGAAAGUAAAGCCGCGAAAGUUGAAAAUUACGCGAACGGCGCUACCGUUAUGAGAAUGGUAGAACAAGAACACGUUAAUCCGAAUGGACCGAUUAGUUAUGUCGAUUAUUCUCGCAUUUUAUAAUUUUUCUACGAUUCCCAAACAGAUUGUGCAGUAUGAUUUAUUUUCAAUAUUUAACUUAAUUUAACAAGUGACAUUUAAAAAUCUUCCUUAAUAAAGCAGUUAUUAAAAAUUUUACGAUUGAUUAAUUCUUUACUAUAUAAUUCGUAUGUUUCAUAAUUUUUCUCGAGUAAUUUAAAAAUUUGAUGAACUAGA